Messenger RNA from Ficedula albicollis (Collared flycatcher), 2389 nucleotides. RefSeq names its product phosphodiesterase 1C (gene PDE1C). Gene Ontology annotation, molecular function: 3',5'-cyclic-nucleotide phosphodiesterase activity. The transcript has 18 exons. Lineage: Eukaryota; Metazoa; Chordata; Aves; Passeriformes; Muscicapidae. The coding region runs from base 81 to 2228 and encodes 715 amino acids. Gene Ontology annotation, biological process: signal transduction. The record is from RefSeq and is a predicted model, not a curated record.
GGCAGCUAAGAGGGAGCUUGAGUGCUCUGCUUCCACCAGGGAGAGAAAGGCAGCUGCUGGAAGUACAAGCUGGCAGGAUCAUGACAGACCCAAGUAGCAGAAAGGAAGCAUUUAAAAAAUGCCGGAGUGCUACAUUCAGUAUUGAUGGCUAUAACUUUACAAUUGUUGCAAAUGAGACAGGUGACAAACAUCCACGACCUCUUUUACAAUUUGCCCGGUCUAAGUCACAAAACUGCUUGUGGAACACGAUUAUGGGUGGGCUGACCAGCACUCGCAAGGAAAGGCCAAAGCUGACCAUUGUCAACGACCCCAGACCUCCUGAAGAAAUUUUAGCAGAUGAACUACCGCCAGUGGACAGUCCUGAGGCCUUGGUGAAAACAUCUUUCAGAUUGCGGUCUUUGGUAAAGCAAUUAGAGAGAGGAGAAGCUUCAGUUGUAGAUCUAAAGAAGAAUUUGGAAUAUGCAGCGACUGUUCUUGAGUCAGUAUACAUUGAUGAAACUAGGCGUUUACUGGACACAGAAGAUGAACUCAGUGACAUCCGGUCUGACUCUGUGCCCUCAGAGGUCCGUGACUGGCUGGCUUCUACCUUCACACGGCAAAUGGGGAUGAUGCUCAAAAGGACUGAGGAAAAACCCCGGUUCAGGAGUAUCGUCCAUGCAGUGCAAGCUGGGAUAUUUGUGGAAAGAAUGUACAGGCGUACUUCAAAUAUGGUCGGCUUGAGCUACCCACCAGCUGUAAUUGGAGUGCUAAAGAAUGUAGAUGAGUGGUCAUUUGAUGUAUUUGCACUAAAUGAUGCCAGUGGGGAUCAUGCACUGAAAUUCAUUUUCUAUGAACUUCUCACACGCUAUGAUCUGAUCAACCGUUUCAAGAUUCCCAUUUCUGCCUUGGUGUCUUUUGUGGAAGCUCUGGAGGUUGGCUACAGCAAACACAAAAAUCCUUACCACAACCUAAUGCAUGCUGCAGAUGUCACACAGACAGUCCAUUACCUCCUUUUCAAGACAGGCACAGUGCACUGGCUGACAGAGCUGGAGAUCUUCGCAAUGAUUUUUGCAGCUGCCGUACAUGACUAUGAACACACCGGAACCACCAACAAUUUUCACAUCCAGACACGGUCAGACUCAGCCAUUCUAUAUAAUGACCGGUCAGUGCUUGAAAAUCACCAUGUUAGUGCGGCGUAUCGUCUUUUGCAAGAUGAUGAAGAGAUGAAUAUUUUAUCUAAUCUCUCAAAGGAUGAUUGGAGGGAAUUUAGAGCUCUAGUCAUUGAGAUGGUGUUGGCUACCGAUAUGUCCUGUCACUUCCAGCAAAUCAAAGCUAUGAAGAAUGCUUUGCAACAACCAGAAGGAAUUGACAAGCCGAAAGCCUUAUCACUGUUAUUGCAUACAGCAGAUAUCAGUCAUCCAGCCAAGGCCUGGGAUCUCCAUCAUCGCUGGACCAUGUCUCUGCUAGAGGAGUUCUUCAGACAGGGUGACAAAGAAGCAGAACUAGGGCUGCCCUUCUCUCCUCUGUGUGAUCGGAAAUCUACUAUGGUUGCUCAGUCUCAAAUAGGUUUCAUUGAUUUCAUUGUGGAACCCACCUUUACUGUGCUGAGUGACAUGACAGAGAAAAUUGUGACUCCCCUAAUUGAUGAAGCUUCCCACUCUGGCCUGUCUGGAUUUAGGCGUUCCAGUUUGAAUAGCAUUAGUCCCUCUGAAGUUAAAAGAUCAGGUGUCAAGAGCACUGGGUCCGAAGGAAGUGCCUCACUCAACUGCUCCAUACUCACUGUGGACUUCAAAGGUUUUAAAGACACCUGGACUGAGGUGGUGCAGCAGAACAGGGAGAAAUGGAAAGCACAAGCAACCAAAGAAGAAAAAGCUAAAAAAGAAGCAGAGGAAAAUGCUUCUCAGGGAACAGAUGAAAAGGAAAGAGAUGAACAGGAUGGGAAGCCAAGUGAAGAUGCCACAGAAGCAAAAGCAGAAAAGAGCAAAGAACCAAAUUCUGGGGAAAGCAAAAGUGCAGAUUCCAGUGAGAAUCCUGUAAAUGACACUUGGCAAAGUGGUAUGAGCAAACAUGAAGCCUAUCAAGGGAAAAAUGCACCUAGGACAGAUAAGAAAAUGGAUCCUCAUCAUACUGUGGGAGAAGAGAAACAGCAUGUCCAGAAUGGUGAAUUAAAGGAAGACAACAAAUUGGACAGAAAAAAUGAGUUUACUGUGGGGGAUGAAUCAAAGAAAACAGAUGAUAUGGAAGAGUAAAAAUAUGUUUAAAAAGAGACUGCAUAUCUCUUUCAUCAUUUUAUCUGACCUUCUUCAUUCCUGUUCUCCUACUCCUGCAAAGACCAGUUUCUGGGAAAGGCAACUUUUGAAACACUCCUCCUCUCACUGGCUACUUCAUAGCUUAUGACUCUGGGUUCAAG